This is a messenger RNA of Sycon ciliatum, 1784 nucleotides long. RefSeq names its product low density lipoprotein receptor adapter protein 1-A-like. The record is from RefSeq and is a predicted model, not a curated record. NCBI's taxonomy places the organism in Eukaryota, Metazoa, Porifera, Calcarea, Leucosolenida, Sycettidae. The transcript is spliced from 11 exons. The coding region runs from base 295 to 1263 and encodes 322 amino acids.
AUUGUAGUCCAAGGUUGUCAGCGGCAUGAACAAGGAAUCGGCUGUUCCGGAGGUGUAUCCUGCAAAAUAAACCGUUCUUCCUACUCGGAGCGUUGAUACGAUAGACGCAGCCCUGUAGAGCUUGGUUGUUGUGAGAUAGAAGACAGACAGGGGAAGCCGCCUAGCGUUACAGUGAAGCUUGCGUGUACUUGAGAUCAGGUAGACCUCACAGCACGAGAAAACUGGCCAAAAGCCAAAGGAUAAUAUUCCCGAUCUGCCAUUCCGCGGACGGGGCUGCAUUGGCGAUAAAACAGAAUGGAUAUCAAGGAUUCCCUGAAGGCGGCAGGGCGCGCCAUCAAGAACAGUCCACGCACGGUGAAGCGCAAGAUAGCGGAGGUCAAGUCUAAGCAAAGAAUGAAAGAUGAAUGGUUCAGCUCCAAUGAUGCAGUGAUUGCUGGUGUUACGUUUUAUGUCAAGUACUUGGGUACUGUGAAGGUGACGCAAUCUCAGGGACAAGGUUGCACAGAUGAAGCUGUGGUACGCAUCCUGGCUCAUGCCAAGCAAAGAAAACACGCAGGGCAGAAGCUUACCAAAAUGGCUCUUACUGUGUCGUCAAAGUCCAUGACAUUGGUUGAAAUCGCCACCGCUAACAAACUGGAUGAAAUACCUAUGUACAGGAUAUCUUACUGCACCACCGAUGGCCGCAACAAGAAAGUCUUCAGCUACAUUGCAAGAAACCGAGAUGCACCAGACCUGGAGUGCCACUCAUUUGUAUGCAGCAGUCCGUCUAAGGCACAAGCUAUGACCCUGUCGGUUGCACAGGCUUUCAAUGUCGCCUUUGAUACCUGGCAGCAAGCCAAGGCACGCCGACAGGCUCAAAUGGAGGCACUGAAGAAGCGACAGGAAGCCAAAGAUGCCGCCGGUGAGCCGCAAGCAGGUGCCGAGAGUGCAGCUGCACCUGCAGCAGCAGCCGCAGCAGCAGCAACCGCUGGAGCACAAGCAGGCACCCUGAUUGACGUCGGGGACCAGGCAGCCGCUGCGGGCACGUUGGAAGACCAUCAAGUGGAUGAGCUGGCGGACAAGAUGGCAGAUUGGGACAUGGACAAUGAUCUAGAUGCCGAGUUUUCCAAGCUGGCUGUUAUUCGAACAAAUCCAAACCAGCUGGAGAUUGGCGGCUUUGGUGAUGAAUUCAACGAGGAGGAGAUCAUGACCUUCCAGAAGGGAGAAGCUGGCCCUGAUGACUUGGAUCGCACUCCAUCACAUGACGAUCUGCUUGAUUUCUAAAGGGUGUUCAACACCUACCGCCUUUCAUAUUUUGAGUUUGUGUUCCAGUAUGCAGGGCGAUGUAGAUACAUCAAGGUAAAACUUCAUUUUUCUCACUCACAAUCUCCUACUUUCACACCCUGGACUGGCUCCUGUGACCACACAAUACUGUACUCUCCUACUUUCACACCCUGGACUGGCUCCUGUGACCACACAAUACUGUACUCUCCUACUUUCACACCCUGGACUGGAUCCCGUGACCACACAAUACUGGCAAGAUUUGCGGAUUUUUUUAUUCAGAUGAAUCUAAGUGUAAUCACGUCUCCCAGCUCAAUGGCUGGCCAAACGUCUGAUCAUAUCUAUGAGUACCGUGGGUGCCACGAGAAAGAAUAUCAUAGUUCGGCACAACAUUUCAUGUCUAAUAAUGUACAAGCGUUAUUACUUGUAUAUUUACAUGCAUAGAAUUGAUUCAUAGCAUUAAAAACAAUAGUAUGAUCGCUGUUUGCUCUCAAAUAUAUUGAAGUUCAAUUUCAUGAUAAAGG